AUGACCACUAGAGCUCUACGUCUCGUACCAUGGGGCUUGGAUGACACGACAAUCGUCAUUGCUUGGGUUCUCGCUAUCUUGUUCUUCGCUUCUGGUAUCGUUGAAGCUGAUCUAGGGGUUGGCAAACCAUACUGGGCCCUAGAGUUCUGGCAGAUCGAUGGAAGCUUCAUUGUGUUCUUCGCCUUCGAAGCGGUUUACAACCUAUGCCUCGGGAUGAUCAAGAUUUCGAUAUGCUUCUUCUACAUGCUGAUAUUCCAGAGCCCCGGUUUUCAACGGGUGAUGUGGGGCACGCAGAUAUUCAACGUGCUUACCAUAGCUUGUUUCUUUUUCGUCGGCUGGGCCCAAUGUCGUCCACUUUGGUACUUUUGGAAGGGCUGGAGCGGAGAAUACGAGGGUACUUGCUUCGAUAUCAAUGCCUUUGCAUAUGGCCAUGCGGCUGUUAACAUCGCCAUCGACGUUUGGAUGCUCAUCUUGCCAGGGACUCAAGUUUGGAGACUGAACAUGACCUUCAAGAGGAAGUUGGCAGUAACUCUGAUGUUUGCCUGCGGUUUCCUCUUGACAGCAAUCAGUAUCACCCGCCUUACAUACAUCAUCGGCUUCUUCGGGAACUGGGCGAAGUCAACUGAUGCCCAAGGACUCUACAACGCGGCUGUGUGGACAACAGUCGAGCUGACGACGGGGUUGAUAGUCGCUUGUCUACCGGCCUCGCGAAUCAUCGUCACCAAAUACGUCGUCAAGGUGUUGGACUCAACGGGGUUGUCAAGGUCAUCGAGGAAGAGCCAAUUGCCCUCCUCGCCGGAAAAUAGCAACCGGCCCAGCAACAGAGGCUCGGGCAGAGCAAAUGGUAUGCUGACAUCGAAAUUCUGGCUCCCCGUCACCUCGAUAGUGGGAAGCACUGCAACCACCGCAAACGACACUCGGUUGGAAAGUACAAGGCACGUUCAUGAUGCCGACGGUGAAUCCAACAUGGAAUUGGUCAGCGUCAGGUCGCAUGCAGUUCACGACACCGACGCCGCAGCAGACUUGUCCAGGCGACCAAGUCAGCUUGGCGAGAAGCGUCAGACGACUGAGAAUGUUUAG
This is a messenger RNA of Diaporthe citri, 1080 nucleotides long. RefSeq lists its product as uncharacterized. Bases 1 to 1080 code for a protein of 359 amino acids. Lineage: Eukaryota; Fungi; Ascomycota; Sordariomycetes; Diaporthales; Diaporthaceae. The transcript is spliced from 3 exons. The record is from RefSeq and is a predicted model, not a curated record.